Messenger RNA from Pteropus alecto (black flying fox), 279 nucleotides. Its product is annotated as keratin-associated protein 21-1-like. Lineage: Eukaryota; Metazoa; Chordata; Mammalia; Chiroptera; Pteropodidae. The transcript has a single exon. The record is from RefSeq and is a predicted model, not a curated record. The coding region runs from base 1 to 279 and encodes 92 amino acids.
AUGUGUGGCAGCUACUACGGCAAAUCCUGUGGCUAUGGCUGUGGAUACGGCUAUGGCUGUGGAUUUGGCCCCUAUAAUGGCUGUGGUUAUGGCACUAGAUAUGGCUGUGGAUAUGGAACUGGAUAUGGCUGUGGAUAUGGAACCGGCUAUGGCUGUGGAUAUGGAACCGGCUAUGGCUGUGGAUAUGGAACCGGAUACGGCUGUGGCUAUGGCUCCGGCUGUGGCUACUGGGGCUACAGGCCAUUGUGCUCUAGAAGAUGUUACUCUUCUUGCUGGUAG